CGCGACUGCCGCCCCGGCCCGGCCGAGCCCCCGGACCGCGCCGCGCUCCUCCCAGGCGGGCGCGGGGAGACACUGCAGGCUUGGCUCCGCCGGCUACGGCCGGGCUUGGCGCCGGUGCGUGCGCGCUGCGGGAGGCCGGCCGGGAGCCGGAGCCCAAGCCGGAGCCGGAGCCCAAACCGGAGCCGGAGCUGGAGCGGCGGCCCCUCCGCGGAGCCGGGUCUCAGCCCCUGCGGUGGGCGUCAUGGCCGUGGACGUGGCAGAAUACCAUCUGAGCGUCAUCAAGAGCCCCCCUGACUGGGAAGUGGGUGUCUAUGCUGCCGGGGCCCUGGCACUGCUGGGAAUUGCAGCUGUGAGCCUGUGGAAGCUCUGGACGUCGGGGAGCUUCCCCAGCCCCUCUCCGUUCCCAAACUACGACUACAGGUACCUUCAGCAGAAGUAUGGUGAGAACUACGCAGAGGCCCAGCAGAAGAGAGUGCCUGCCUGGAAUGCCCAGCGGACCAGCACUAGGGGGCCACCCAGUCGCAAAGGCAGCCUCAGCAUUGAGGACACCUUUGAGAGCAUCAGCGAGCUGGGACCCCUGGAGCUGAUGGGCCGUGAGCUGGACCUGGCCCCCUACGGGACCCUCCGAAAAUCCCAGUCGGCCGACUCCCUGAACUCCAUCUCCUCCGUGAGCAACACCUUCGGGCAGGACUUCACGCUGGGCCAGGUGGAGGUGAGCAUGGACUACGAUGCCGCCUCCCACACCCUCCACGUGGCUGUGCUGCAGGGCAAGGACCUCCUGGAGCGGGAGGAAGCCAGCUUCGAGUCCUGCUUCAUGCGCGUCAGCCUGCUGCCGGAUGAGCAGAUCGUGGGCAUUUCUCGGAUCCAGAGGAACGCCUACUCCAUCUUCUUCGACGAGAAGUUCUCCAUCCCCCUGGACCCUGCAGCCCUGGAGGAGAAGAGCCUGCGGUUUUCCGUGUUUGGCAUCGAUGAAGAUGAGCGGAAUGUGAGCACAGGGGUGGUGGAGCUGAAGCUUUCUGUGCUUGACCUCCCGCUGCAGCCCUUCGGCGGCUGGCUCUACCUACAGGACCAGAACAAGGCCGCCGACGCUGUGGGCGAGAUCCUGCUGUCCCUCAGCUACCUCCCAACGGCCGAGCGUCUUACAGUGGUCGUGGUGAAAGCCAAGAAUCUUAUCUGGACCAACGACAAGACCACAGCGGACCCCUUCGUCAAGGUGUACCUGCUGCAGGAUGGGAGGAAGAUGAACAAAAAGAAGACGGCUGUGAAGAGGGACGACCCUAACCCAGUGUUCAAUGAAGCCAUGAUCUUCUCAGUGCCAGCCAUCGUGCUCCAGGACCUGUCUCUCCGUGUGACGGUAGCUGAGAGCAGCAGUGAUGGCCGUGGGGACAACGUAGGCCAUGUCAUCAUUGGGCCGUCGGCCAGUGGCAUGGGCACCACGCACUGGAACCAGAUGCUGGCCACGCUGCGCAGGCCCGUGUCCAUGUGGCACCCUGUCCGUCGAAACUAGCAGCCGGGGCAGGGCCCGGGUGGGCACCGGAGCCCGGCGUGAACUCAGCUCCAACACCCUUCUCUGUAGUCUGGCUGGAACCAUUGAACGCUGGGGUCCCCCGGUGGAGUCCCCAAGAGCCAUCUUGGUCCCUCUAUCCAGGCUGCGGUGGAGGAACAGGCCUGGCUGGAUGUCUAGGGACCCAGGGUUGUCUCCCACUGAGGACCAGCCGUGGCUGGGCCAGGGCCCGGGGAGGGCAGCCAGGCAUUGGCCCGCUGUGCUCCCAUUUUGAGCUCCCCAACAGGCCUGUCCCUUGGCCUUGGCGGGGCCUUGGCCUCUCAGAGCUCCCCACAUCCCAUCCCUGCUGGGAGGCCACGCACAAGGACCAUGAGUCUUGGAGGCCAGGUGCUGUGCAAGGCACAGGCUGGGGUGACACGAACAAGGCACAGCCCCUAGGACGUCGGGAAGACAAGAUCCCCUUGCCCUGGUGAUCUGCUCUUUGCGGAUGGCGGCCCCUCCACGUAGACCUGGGGAGGGCUCUGGGGCCGGGGAGCGCGGGGACAAGAUGGGAGCUGUGCUGUGAGGGUCAGGGAAAGAAUUGAGUGUCCCAGGCCAGUGGCCCGUCCGCAGCAUGGCAGGGUAAGAACAUCCCUGUCACAAACGCAGUUCUCACCCUACUGCCGUGGACACAAGGGCCUCUCUCUGGGAAGGAGGAGAGACCGAGGGACCAGGCCAAUCAGUGGCCCUCAGGCCAUGUGGGACGCUGGGUCAUCCUCUAUGAAAUAGAACUGUAACCCUUAUAAGGCCCAGGGGUCCAAAGAGUCCCAGAGCCAGGUCCUUGUGUUCAGGCAUUGGCUCCACGGCGUUGGUUGGUGUCCCUUCAGGCCAGGCCCUGCGGGGAAGAGAGAUGCCUCAGCCUCUGGGGGGUGCUGGUGGGCAAUGGGGAGGCAGAAUACAGACUGCCGAGGGGCAUGGGAGAGGCCUCUGUGGGCAGCAGGCACCUGGGAGGACACAGUGGAGCCCGAGGCCUUGGGCUGGGCCUUGCAGGAAGGGGCGACCUGAGUGGCGACCGUGAGGGGAAGUUGAGGGGGUCAGGAUGGAGUUGGGGGGGCAGGCUUGAAUGCCAGCGGGGGAGAUGGCUCUGGAGCCUGGUUCAGACCCCCAGGACACCAGCUGCCCAAGGCUGAUUCCAGAAGCAGACCCCGAGGUUCGCAGGCAAGGGGUUUAUUGGGGGAGAGCCCUCAGGAGAACCCUGUAAGGCAGAGAGGGGGCUUUGGGGCAAGCGAAGGAGCCGGCAGGUUAUGGCUUCCGGGGAGUCCCAACGGUGAGGGCUUGUGCGAAUGGCACCCCAGAGGAGUCCUGCCCAGGAGCCAAGGGCUGGACCGUUACACACCCACAGGAGUCUUGGAGGGAAGGCGUGCGUGGCCUUCUAGGUGUCACUGAGGCGGCUCCAAGCCGCCGGAGGCAGCCCCAGAGAAGCAGGCGCUGUGUGCCCCUCGCAGCUGAGGGGUGGGGGGCCCACCGGGUUACAGCGAUGGGGGGAAGGGAGGUGAGAGGUAGGUCCUCAGGCUGGCUGCCUCUGGACCUGGUGGGCUGCGGAGACCCAGGCCCAGCCAGUUACCCCCAGUGAUGUCGGGGAGCCCAGGGUGGUCACGGGACCUGAGGCAGCGUGGUGGCUCUCCCCACCUGACGCAGCUGCGGCCCGGUCCCGAGGCCGGCUGCCCACCGUGUGGCCGGCGCCAGGAGGUCUGCGCGGCCCAGGCCAGCCCAGGGCCCGGGGACACGCAGCUGGCGGGUCCCUGCCGCCGGGGAGAGGCCCCCGCCCUUCCACCCCAGUGGCUCUGCUGUGCAGACCAUUUACUCGCCUGCCUUCUCUUCCCCUUCCAUCCCUCCCUCUAACUGCAUGAAAUGCUGACUGUGCACCCGGAUGGGCGUGGUGGGGACCGAGUAUGCUGACUGGAGUAAUUCUAGAACCAAAAUAAAGCUGGGGCAGGAGGGAGGGGGCUUCCGGGGAGCCCUGCUCGCCCCAAAUCACCUUUGUCUCCAGAAAUCAGGGCCUCGGGCCUCGGUGCGGGUUGCUGUGAGCACGCGUUCCCCUGCUGCUGGGCGCCCGGAAGAGCAGGAAGGUUCUGUCUGGCUGCGGAGACCGUCACAAGGACCAGUGCCACGAGGCUGCUGGGGAAGCUCCGAGAAGCGGCCCCGAGCCAGCCUGGCAGGGAGAAUGCAGAAGGGAAUAUCAAGGAAGGCCGCCCAGUGGUGUUGCUGAGCUGUCUUCAGGGCGAGAGGGAUAAGGCCAGAAAAGGGGGGUAAGACCAAAACAGCCUUCCUGGUUGUGGGAACAGCAUGUAGAAAAGGGCAGGAGUGGACAAGAAGUUGGCCAACGCAUCAACUUUGCUAAAGUUGGGGAGGAUGGGGAGAAGGGAGCCCGGGGAAAGGCUUGGAGGGGAGACGGGCCAUGUGAGUUCAGUGAGUACUGCUGCCUGGCCUGCAACCCUGCAGACUUAGAGGUAGGUCUGUUGUUGGCUCCUUUUUUGCAGAUGUAGAAACUGAAACUCAGAGAGGCUAGGUAACUAGCCCAAGACCACACAGCCAGAGCAUCUCAGAGCUGGGAUCUGAGCUCAAGCUGUCUGGCUCCUGAGCUCAUGACUUAACUACUAGACCACAAUGCCGCCUUCCCCAGCUUCUCGACAGUGGGGCCGAGGGGCAGCAGAGAAGCCCUUCUGGAUCCCAGGCUGCUCUUGUUUUCCCCUCCCCUCCCCUGGAAGAUCACAGCAAGCAUGGAAGGAGGAGAAUCUGGGUAGAAAUUCUCAGGAGGCCUGCCCACCACAGGGCCUGAAGGAAGAGCUUCUGUGGAACACCACCCCCACCCCCUGCAGAGCCUGGCAGACAGAGGUAACCAAUGAGACAGGCCUUACAGGAGCCCAGGAAGGGUGGAAACCAGGGAAGGCUUCCUGGAGGAGAUGGAGGCACCAGCCUCACUGGGUGGCAAGGGCUGUGCAGGUGGAGAAGGGAGAGCAGCCUCAAGGCAGGGAAACUGCCUAUGCAAAGGUGCCACAGGUGUCUGGGGAGCCACGCAGCCAGCUGGGGCUGGAAAGGCCAGGUGGGGCUGAGCUGCGGAAGCUUCAUGUCCAGGGUGAGGCCGAAGGU
Globicephala melas (long-finned pilot whale) is the source of this 4633-nucleotide messenger RNA. It is a transcript of the gene SYT12, whose product is annotated as synaptotagmin 12. The record is from RefSeq and is a predicted model, not a curated record. Gene Ontology annotation, biological process: regulation of dopamine secretion; cellular response to calcium ion; regulation of calcium ion-dependent exocytosis. Gene Ontology annotation, cellular component: exocytic vesicle; plasma membrane. Gene Ontology annotation, molecular function: clathrin binding; calcium ion binding; calcium-dependent phospholipid binding. Lineage: Eukaryota; Metazoa; Chordata; Mammalia; Artiodactyla; Delphinidae.